AUGCCGGUCUUUUCAGCUAGUGGCGGCACAGCACCUCGCAUGUCCCUUGCGACGCCCGCCAGUGCACUUGAGUUUUGCAACUUGGCACGUCGUACACUCUUUAUCCCAUUCACGGAGCUUCUAGGAGCUCCCAGCUUCAAGUUUAAUUUGCCCGCAGAGGACGGACGGAUCGUCGCAUCGCAGCCAGCUGCCAGCCGUAUGCCCUCUUUCAUUCCCCAGUGCCAGUUCGUUGCAAAGCAACCUCCGCAAAGCAAGCUGCGACUUAGGAGUCCAGCUGCCACCCUUCUAGCUCUGCAUCCUCUCAGAGUCUGCGCGAUCAUUUGCUAG
Molecule: messenger RNA, 327 nt
Organism: Symbiodinium necroappetens
Lineage: Eukaryota; Dinophyceae; Suessiales; Symbiodiniaceae
Source: the annotation of a GenBank genome assembly